Vicia villosa (hairy vetch) is the source of this 3528-nucleotide messenger RNA. RefSeq lists its product as uncharacterized. Bases 1 to 3528 code for a protein of 1175 amino acids. The record is from RefSeq and is a predicted model, not a curated record. The transcript is spliced from 10 exons. NCBI's taxonomy places the organism in Eukaryota, Viridiplantae, Streptophyta, Magnoliopsida, Fabales, Fabaceae.
AUGGAUGUUGCUCGGUUUUCUCUGCGGACCAAAUCUACAACUGUUUUGUCCAAGUUGUUCAGGGUAUCUUUCAAUGGUAUUUGUUUUUCUAUAAGCUUGGUUGAAGACUUUUCUGGGCUUGAAUCUCCUUCGGUGAAGUGUAUGGAGGAUUCUUCCUCUGACGGAGGCGAUUCGAACUCUUUGGCGGAGUGGAGUGAGGAUGAGAUCAACACGUUAUUCGAGGAUGGUAAAGUGGAUGGACUAUUUGAUGGGAACGUUUUAAAAGUUAAUUAUGGCAAUUCAACCUCGGAGGUGGAGGCAUGCCUUUCAGUGCUCGACUCAAAUUUAAGUGGAAACGUUGGUGCAGUUUCGAAUGAACUUGGUGAUGGCUUGUCGGGUGGUAUUGGGAAUAAGCAUUUUUUGAACAGGGAGGAGCAUGAUGUUGCUACAGUGGUCUGGAUGAAAGCUAGAGCGUUAGGUGUUUCAGGAGGGGGUUCAGUGUCGCAACAAAUAGAAGUUGUGAGGAAUUUGGAGAUGAAGGCCCACAGUUCUAGGUCUUCGAAGGAAACCAAGUUGGUUAAUCUUGAUUCCUUUCUUGUGAAUUCCCUUUGGUUGGAGGGUCCUGUUGGUUGGAGUGCUAAGUGGGCCGUCGGUCGUUCCGAUGGAAUUUUAACGUUAUGGAAACCAGGCUUGUCCGAGUUGGUGUUUAGCUCCGUGGGGGAAGGUUUUCUUGGGAUUCAUGUCAUUUGGAAAGGAAAGUUGUUGUAUUUGGUUAAUGUUUAUGCGUCGUGUUUGUUGGUUAAGAAGAAGGAAAUGUGGUGGAGGCUAAGGGAGCUCAAGAACAGAUUUCAACCGGGGGAGUGGUGUAUUGGAGGGAACUUUAACGCUGUCUGCAAAUCUGAUGAGAGGAAAGGAAUUGGUCCGUGUUCUAGUGUUGCCGAAUUACAUGAGUUUGAUGAGUUCAUUUGUAGCAUGGAGAUGAUCGACAUUCCGAUGUUUGGUAAUCAUUUUACUUGGUUUAAUCUUGCUGGCUCGACUUGUAGCAAGUUGGACCGUUUUUUGGUUUCUAGUGGCUUGAUUGAUUUGUGGAAUAUCGAGGGAUCAUAUGGUUGGUUCCAGGAGUGUCUCAGAUCAUUGUCCCAUAUGGAUGUUUGGAAUUCGUUGGUGCUUCGCGGGAAACCAGGUUUCAUUUUGAAAGAGAAGUUGUUUCUUUUGAAGACUAAGCUUAGAUCUUGGAAUAAGGAGGUUUUUAGGUUUGUUAAUUUUGAGGUAACUAAUGCUAUAAGUAAUCUCAAUUCCUUGGAUGCUUUGGUGGCUAAUGUAGAAGGGGGUGUUUUGGAGGAGGUGAGUGAUGCUAGGAGGGUGGCUUCUACUUUGGCUAGAUUUCGGAGAAAUGCUAUUUUAGGUCUUGAAACGUCGAGGGGGAGGGUGGAGGAGGUAGAAGAUAUCAAGUUAGAAGUGAAAUCUCACUUUGUUGAUAGAUUUCUAGAGCCGGUUUCCAAUAGAUCGGUUUUGGAUGGGGUGUUAUUUAAUUCUUUGUCUGAGGAGGAUAAUUUGAUUCUGGAAGCUCCUUUUUCUAUUAAAGAAGUUAAGAGGUUGUGUGGCUUAGUGAUUGUGAUAAAAGUCCCAGGCUGGAUGGCUAUUAUUGCCUCGUUUUUAGCUUUGAUUCUUAAAGGCGAUAAUUUGCAGCGAGUUGAAGACUUUAGGCCUAUUUGUUUGGUUGGUUCCUUGUAUCGUCUGAUUUCAAAACUUCUGGCGAGAAGGAUUCGGUUGGUCAUUGGAAAGUUGAUUUCUAGCAAUCAAUCGGCUUUUAUACAUGGUAGGCAGAUGAUGGAUGGGGUGGUGGUUCUAAAUGAGGUUAUUGAUUAUGCUAAGAGAAAGAAGAAGGAGUGCUUGUUUUUGAAGGUGGAUUUUGAAAAGGCUUACGAUUGCCUUUCUUGGGACUUCUUUAGAUACUUAUUUGGUAGAAUGGGUUUUGUUCAAAAGGGGCUAUCUUGGAUGGAAGGUAUGGUGUUCUCUAGUUCUCUCUCUGUGCUGGUCAACGGUAGUCCAACCACCAAUUUUAUGGUCUCUAGGGGUCUCAGACAAGGUGAUCCACUCUCUCCUUUUUUAUUCUUGUUGGUUGCUGAGGGUCUAGCUGGUCUUAUGAGGAAUGCGGUGGAUUUUGGUGGAUUUCGUGGGUUUCAUUUUUCUGAUUCUAUCCAUUAUGAGUUGCUCCAAUUUACUGAUGACACGAUCAUUAUUUAUGAUGGUUCGUGGAACAAUUUAUGGUGUAUCAAGGCGAUUUUGAGGGGGUUUGAAUUGGCUUCUAGGAUUUCCAUCAAUUUUCAUAAGAGUAAGGUUUUUGGCAUUCACAUUCUGGAAGACUUUUUGAAUGCGGCGCCCGGUUUCUUGCCUUGUGAUAUUGGGCAUCUUCCGUUUUGUUUCCUUGGUAUUCCGCUUCGCGCCAUUGUCUUGGAGGAGAUGAUUAAAAUUCAAAAGAAUUUUCUAUGGGGAAAAGGAGAUGAUAAGAGAAGUAUGUGUUGGGUUAGUUGGGACAAAGUUUGCUUGGCUAAGGAGGAUGGUGGGUUAGGAGUGAGGAAUUUGGAGCUGUUCAACCUUGCUUUGGUUAGUAAAUGGGGCUGGCGUUGUCUUAUGGACCGUGACGUUAUUUGGUCGGAGCUUUUGUUUUUUAGAUAUGGAGAUCCUUUGACUUACCUUCAUAAGGACAUGGCUAUGAAUGCUUUGAAAAAGACAUUGUCAUGGUGGAGAGAUGUCAGGCUUGUUUGUAAUCUCAAGUUGGGAACAUGUCUUCAGUUAGAGUUUUGGAAUCAUUGUUGGAUUGGUAGCACUCCUUUGAAGUGCUUUUUUCCGCUUCUGUUUGAUGGUUGUUCUUCGAAGGAUUGUAGAGUAGCUGACAUGGGCUUUUGGGAUGGUGAUCAAUGGGCGUGGGAUUUUGGUCUCGAUUCUCUUGAUUCGGCAGUGGGCCUUGCUCCUUCUCAGCAUGUGGGGGAUUCGGUUGUGUGGUGGCGUAAUCAAGACGGUUUCUCAGUCAGGAAUUGUUUCCGUAGGUUGUAUGGUUUGAUGGUGGUGGGUUUUCUGGUGGAUAGUGAUAGGCUUUUGACCAUUGGUAGUUUGUGGAAGGCUAAAGUUCCGAAUAAAGUAAAGAUUUUUGGUUGGCGUUUUAUCCUCAACAGUUUACCUUCCAAAAUGGAGUUGUUUCGAAGAGGUGUCAUUCGAGAUGCGUCUCAUCUUCUUUGUCCGGUGUGCUCCUUGUUUGACGAAGAUUUAUUUCAUCCGUUCUUUAAUUGUGCUGGAGCGAAGCGGGUUUGGGAAUUGGUGAUUGGUUGGCUUGGAGGUGAUUUCACAUCUUUUAGAACUAUUGAUUCGGAGCACUCUUUGGGAGACCAGGUUUGUUGUAGACUUUCUGGUAUUGUUCAACCUUCCCACUCUUUGUUCUUUUGGCUUUUGGUGUCUUGGUGUAUUUGGUGGGAUCAAAAUAAUCUGAUUUUUUGUAAUAAGAGGUGGCUAGUGGAUGAUAUUAUUAGUGGUAUUAAAUCUUUUGGUUGA